Messenger RNA from Colius striatus (speckled mousebird), 8134 nucleotides. It is a transcript of the gene MAPK8IP3, whose product is annotated as mitogen-activated protein kinase 8 interacting protein 3. The transcript is spliced from 27 exons. Gene Ontology annotation, cellular component: cytoplasm. The record is from RefSeq and is a predicted model, not a curated record. Bases 2324 to 5578 code for a protein of 1084 amino acids. Lineage: Eukaryota; Metazoa; Chordata; Aves; Coliiformes; Coliidae. Gene Ontology annotation, molecular function: signaling receptor complex adaptor activity; MAP kinase scaffold activity; JUN kinase binding. Gene Ontology annotation, biological process: vesicle-mediated transport.
GACUGCUAUGAAUGUUGGGCCUUUGCAAUGCAUUUUGGAGGUCACUACUGCACAUUUGAUGUGUAGGAGGUUGACAGGUAUGGCUGUAGGUAAGUGGUAGUUGUGCAAGAGUAUUCUUGGGGUGAGCUCUGGGUUGUGGAGAAUGCCUCCUGUGCUGCAGGGGAGAGCUGUGAGCUUGGUGGAACGUUCAGCGUUAACAGAGCACUCGGGACAGGAGGAGGAAGAUGCCAGCUGAGAUGGACAGAGCUCCUGGACUCCGUGAAUAAAGAUGAACAGAGCUUGUGUGAAGAGGUGGGCCUGGGUAGUAGUUACAUUGAGGAGGAAUUUCUCCAGUGAAAGGGGAAGUUGGUGUGUUGAUAAAGUAUGUUUCCAGGUAAAUACAAAACUCAGAUGUAUAACCAAGGAGCAGGGUGAUGACUCACUGGUGUGUUCUGAGCCUGGGGCAGAUUGUGUCAGUAAACAAGUUAUGGGAUAUCCCUGAUGCAAAUAUCACCCUGCAGACACUGAUGGUACAGUUUCUGAAUCACACCCAGCUCUUCAAGGACAAGGAAUGACAGAUGAACCCACCUGGCUGUGUCUGACAGUGCUGACAUGUCCAUGGACUUUGGUUAUGCUUCUAGACUUACAGUGGGGGCAAGAAAUCUCUGACUCUAUUCACAUCUAUUCAUCCAACACAAGUUUUCUUUGGCUAAGGAGGUUUUGUGGUUGCAUUUUACACCUGACACACUUUGUGCCUUAGGAAGCAGAGCAGGCAAGCUGCAGUGGAAGGCUUACUGGGUCAUAUUUGUUCUCAAAAACUCAAUUGGAUUUAUUCUUCUUCCCUUUCUAUGUUAGGAAAGUAGCUCCUGAGGCAGGAAUACGAAGUAGAGGUGGACAGUGUGGUUUUCACAUGCAGCAGCCUCAGUGCAAAGUCCCCAUCUCCAUCCCAGUGCUAAAAUCAGCACGUGUAGAGGGGCAGGAUCUGAGUGUCAGUGUGGGAAUGUGAGUGCUGUUGGGACUGGCAAUGCAGAAACCACUCCCAAAGUGAGGAUGGUUUUUGGUGGUGACAUGGUUUCCAAAGAUGUUGGUUUCCAAGGUGAAUGCAGAGAUGCAGCACAAACCCUGUUGACUUCCACAGUGCAGUGCACAGCAUCCAGAGGCCAGUCUAAUUAAAGGAAGAUCUUAAUAAGAUCCCAGAUUUUUAGAGCUGGAUGGCUGCAAAGGGUUAAGUCACCGUAUUUUCCAGUCUUCUCAUCCCAUUUUGGACUUUUUUUUUGGUCAUGUUAUUAAUAGAACAAGACAAUGAGACUUCCAAGUCAGUGAAGUGACACUGUCACAGCUCCAAGGCUGGGAGGCUCAGAGCAACCCCGGGGCAAAACCAGGAUCUUUCCAGUUACUUGCAGAGGAGGGGAGAGGCAUGUAGCAGAGAUGAAAGCCUGGAUGGGCAGAUGCUGAAUGUCACUGCACCCAGUUGCAACUCAUUAUCACAUUUACCUCUCCAUGUGAAUUUUGUCAUCUCCCUGCAGGCAGUAAUUAGAGUGGGCUGAAUGGGAGAUCUCAUUUGGGUUUGGGAGUGAUCCCAGCGUUGGUCAGGACAUUAAUUGGCUGACUGUGAAGCAGUGCUGCUUUAAUUGACAAACAAGGCUCCCAGCACUGACAGCUGACACAGCCCUGAAAGCCUCCUGUGUUUUCCAAGGGGUGAUGUUACAAGAAAUGGGGCUGUAAUGUCUGAAACUGAGAGCCAUUUGUGUGCAUUUCACACCAGGAAUCCAUCUCCCCUACUCAUUUGUCAGCUUCUGGUUUCUGAGUCCUUGGGUCUUGUCCUGUCAUUUGGAAGUGGGGAAGCCAUGCCUGUUUCUACUGUGUUCUCAAGCUGGACCAUGCCUGGCUGGCUUCUGUGUGAAGUGGUGUGGGGACAGGGUCUCCUGCUAUGGGGACAGGGUCUCCUGUGCCACUGGAGUCACACCAUCUGGGCUCGGUAUCUGCUUUGCUUCUGCAGUUUAGUGUCAAAGCUACUUUGCUGUUCUCUCAUCUGGGUUGUGUGGAUGGCUUACAAGUAAUGACAUCAUCCAAGAGCUCUAAGAGGCCACCUCACAUCCUUCCUGAGCAGCAUCUGUGUUCCCUUCCAAUCUUGGGGAACUCUGGCCUGGCUUCACCGUGGGUGCCAAAGCCCUUCGGCUUCUACCACAGUCACUGUGAGCUGCGGGUGCUCUUUGCUCACAGUGAGGCCACCUUCCCUGAGACACAUGCUGAAGAGAUCACACACUGCUGUGCCUUGUGAAGAACAGUGUUGAGUGGUAGAGGAGGAAGGAUAUCAGUCCUUUCCCAGUGCCCUCAAGAUGAGAUGUCUGAGUCCGGCCAGUCCUCAGCAGCCGCCACGCCGAGCACCACCGGCACCAAGUCCAACACGCCCACGUCAUCCGUGCCCUCUGCUGCUGUCACCCCCCUGAACGAGAGCAUCCAGCCUGUCACCGAGUGCAAUGGCACAGCCAAGAGCAACAAGAGGGCGCGAGAGAAGCGGAACAGCCGCAACAUGGAAGUCCAGGUCACGCAGGAGAUGAGGAACGUCAGCAUAGGAAUGGGCAGCAGUGAUGAGUGGUCGGAUGUUCAGGACAUCAUAGACUCUACUCCAGAGCUGGAUAUGUGUCAAGACCCUCGCCUGGAACGCACUGGGAACAGCCCAACACAGGGGAUUGUGAACAAAGCAUUUGGCAUCAACACAGACUCUCUGUAUCAUGAACUUUCCACGGCAGGGUCCGAGGUUAUCGGGGACGUGGAUGAAGGAGCAGAUCUGCUAGGGGAGUUCUCAGGAAUGGGCAAAGAAGUGGGGAAUCUGCUGCUGGAGAACUCGCAGCUCCUGGAGACCAAAAAUGCUUUGAACGUUGUGAAGAAUGAUUUGAUUGCCAAGGUGGACCAGCUGUCUGGAGAGCAAGAAGUGCUGAAGGGAGAGCUUGAAGCAACAAAGCAAGCCAAAGCCAAAAUGGAAACCAGAGUCAAGGAGCUGGAGGAGGAGCUGAAAAGAGUGAAAUCUGAAGCGAUUGUUGCCCGACGAGAACCCAAAGAGGAGGUGGAGGAUGUAAGCAGCUAUCUCUGUACAGAAUUGCAGUGCUCCUCCCCCCUGCAGGACAACAUUCCCAUAGCCCAGCGCCGCCGCUUCACCCGCGUGGAGAUGGCCCGAGUGCUCAUGGAGAGGAACCAGUACAAGGAGAGGCUGAUGGAGCUCCAGGAGGCUGUCAGGUGGACAGAGAUGAUCAGAGCUUCCCGCGAACACCCCUCCGUCCAGGAGAAGAAGAAAUCCACCAUCUGGCAGUUCUUCAGCCGCCUGUUCAGCUCCUCCUCCAGUCCCCCACCUGCAAAGAGAACCUACCCAUCUGUGAACAUCCACUACAAGUCUCCCACCACAGCAGGGUUCAGCCAGCGCCGCAGCCACACCAUGUGCCAGAUCUCGGCCGGGAGCCGGACCCUGGAGUUCUUCCCUGAGGAUGACUGCACGUCGUCGGCGCGGCGCGAGCAGAAGCGGGAGCAGUACCGGCAGGUCCGCGAGCACGUGCGCAACGACGACGGGCGGCUGCAGGCCUGUGGCUGGAGCCUCCCUGCCAAGUACAAGCAGCUGAGUCCCAACGGUGGCCAGGAAGACACCCGCAUGAAGAACGUCCCUGUGCCUGUCUAUUGUCGCCCACUCGUAGAGAAAGACCCCACCAUGAAGCUGUGGUGUGCAGCUGGAGUCAAUCUCACGGGAUGGAGACCUGUGGAGCAGGAGCCUGGCAACGGGCAGAAGCUGGACCCUGGACGUGAUCCUCUCACCUGUGACAGGGAAGUGGAAGGGGAGAACAACAAAAGUAACCACACAUCUCCUGAAAAGAAGAAGGCAAAGGAGCUCCAUGAAAUGGAUGCCACGUCCAGUCGUGUCUGGAUCCUCACUAGCACGCUGUCCACCAGUAAAGUGGUGAUUAUCGACGCCAAUCAGCCUGGCACCGUGGUGGAUCAGUUCACUGUCUGCAAUGCUCACGUGCUCUGCAUCUCCAGCAUCCCUGCUGCCAGUGAGAGCGAUUACCCUCCAGGGGAGAUCUUCCUGGAGGGAGACAUCAACCCCGAGGAGUCGUCGGGAGCAGACGGUGUCCUGGCAGGAAUCACUCUGGUGGGCUGUGCCACCCGCUGCAACGUGCCACGGAGCAACUGCUCCUCUCGUGGUGACACACCUGUGCUGGACAAGGGGCAGAGUGAGGUGGCUGCUGUCUGCAACGGGAAAAUCAACCAGUCCCAGUCUACUGAGGAGGCAACAGAAGCUACAGAGGUGCCAGAGAACGGUGCAAGCGAGGCAGAGGCGGCUCAGGCCCAACCUGGGCCCCUCACAGAGCACAUCUUCACAGAGGCAGUUCCUGAGCACACACCCCUCAGGCAGAACGGGGAGAAUGGGCAGCUGAAGACAGAGCCAAGCACAGUGGUGCCAGAGCAGGAGUCGAACGGGGACGCGUCCGGCGCCUGCACCAGCGCAGCACCCACCAUGUGGCUGGGGGCACAGAAUGGCUGGCUCUACGUGCACUCAGCUGUAUCCAACUGGAAGAAGUGUCUGCACUCCAUAAAGCUGAAGGACUCUGUCCUGAGCCUGGUGCAUGUGAAAGGGAGGGUUCUUGUUGCUCUGGCAGAUGGGACAUUAGCCAUAUUCCACCGGGCAGAAGAUGGGCAGUGGGAUCUCAGUAACUACCACCUGAUGGACCUGGGUCACACUCACCAUUCCAUCCGCUGCAUGGCCGUUGUCUACGAUAGAGUGUGGUGUGGCUACAAGAACAAAAUCCACGUGAUCCAGCCAAAGACGAUGCAGAUUGAGAAGUCCUUCGACGCCCACCCCCGGCGGGAGAGCCAGGUGCGGCAGCUGGCGUGGAUCGGGGACGGCGUGUGGGUGUCCAUCCGCCUGGACUCCACGCUCAGGCUCUACCAUGCCCACAGCCACCAGCACCUGCAGGACGUGGACAUCGAGCCUUACGUCAGCAAGAUGCUGGGCACAGGCAAGCUGGGCUUCUCCUUCGUGAGGAUCACAGCCCUGCUCAUCGCUGGCAACCGCCUCUGGGUCGGGACAGGGAACGGCGUCGUCAUCUCCAUCCCACUGACUGAGACUGUAGUCCUCCACCGAGGCCAACUCCUUGGGCUCCGGGCCAACAAGACGUCCCCCACGUCUGCAGAGGGCGGCCGCGCCGGCGGCGUCAUCCACGUGUACGGCGACGACAGCAGCGACAAGUGCGCCAGCAGCUUCAUCCCCUACUGCUCCAUGGCCCAGGCACAGCUCUGCUUCCACGGCCACCGCGACGCCGUCAAGUUCUUCGUGUCCGUGCCGGGCAAUGUCCUGGCCACGCUGAACGGGAGCGUGCUGGACAGCCCGUCAGAGAGCCCCAGCACAGCAGCCACGGACACCGAGGGGCAGAAGCUGAAGAACGUGCUGGUGCUGAGCGGGGGCGAGGGCUACAUCGACUUCAGGAUCGGGGAUGGAGAAGACGAUGAGACAGAGGAGAACACAGGAGACGCCACCCAGGUGAAGCCAGUGCUUUCCAAGGCUGAAAGGAGCCACAUCAUUGUGUGGCAGGUGUCCUACAUCCCCGAGUGAGCGGCGCUCCCUCCCCACGUGUGACGUCCCUGCUCCCGCCCGAAUGCCCAGCUGUACAUACACCACCUGCAUCCCUCCUGCUGCUGGAAACCGACCCCAGGCCACCACAACGGCUCCUGCCUCGGACUCUCACCCCCUGCAGCCUCGGAACUUGCAGCUCUCACCUUGGGCCCGUGUGCUUGGAUGGUUGUUCUGCUCUGGAACUGGCAUCUACAAAGGAGAGAAAUGGCAGGGCACGGAGGAGGGGGAGCUGGAGCUGGAUGGAGGGGGGUGGCUCAGGGUCUCUGGCAGCUCACCUCGCUCCCUCCUGCAUGAGAAGUGCAUCCCUCACUGAAGCACUGAACCACAGCUGCAGCAGAAAUCCUUUCCACUUCACCAGUGGACUCUCCACCUUACGCACCUCCAGCACAGAAUCCUGUCCCCCGGACCCAGAGCAGCCAGGUUCCAAGCAGCCCUCAGCAGAAAGGAGUGUGAGGGCUCAGGCAGCUCUGCAGUUUGGCUGGAGGAGGCAGCAGUGCCGUUGCUGUGGGGAAACACGUCCUCUGUGCUCGCAGGAGGAGAAGUCUCCCUCCUCUGCUGCUGGGUGACCCCCUGUGGCAGAGAGGAUGGUUUGGAGGCCUGAGGUGGGAGCUGGGUGCUUGAUGGUGGAGGCCACAGGGCUGUUGGAAACCGUGGUAGCAAAAAGGUACUGGAACUGUGCUUUGUUUUAGGAGCAGAGAAAGCAGCAAUACUUUUUGACCCCCCCCUUGCAGAAACACCAGGCAGAAAGGAACUCUGGGGUACAUCCUGCAGCGUUCAGCUGUCUCUGUGUAGCAUUUGGUGGCUUCUCAAACACAGGGGAGGGAGGAGGAUGUUGGGCAGCCCUGGCCUCUGCAUGAACACCUGGAGGUGACUUUGCCUCUGAGGCUGCAUCCCCACCCUGGGAGCUGCUGGAAGGGGAGUGAAGGCUGUUUUCCUUCACUGGUUGUCAGUGAGGGGACACUGUGUGGGGGCAGUCGAGGUGUAGAAAGGCUCUGUCUUCACAGGAAAGGGGAUUUAAGGCCAGAUCUUCUCACCCCCUUUACCCAGUGUCACAAGCACUGGGUUUGUUAGUGAGCAGGUUGAAAAGCUGGAAACGUCUGACUCUUGAGGAGAACUGACAACCCCUGAGAGAGAUGCUGAGAGAGAUGCUGGGGGCCCUCCAGGUGUGAGCAGUGCUGGGGGACUGCAGAGCUGCAUCCUGCAACAAAACAUGGGGCAAGGGAGAGAGGUUUUGAGCUCCAGCUGCAGAACACAGCAGCUCCAGACGUAGUUGCAAAGGUUUGUUCUCCCUUUCUGACAGCAGAAACAGCCCCAUCUCCACAAGGAUGAGCUCUGUUCCCUUUGAGCACUCCCUCCCGUGCAGGACUAGAGCAGGGAGCAGUUGUUAGCAGUGGGUUUGGAAGCUCCUGGGGAUCAUUCUGUUUCUUCCCUGGGCUGUGCAGCACUCUGGGCUCAUAGAAUCACUGAAUGGUGGGGGUUGGAAGGGACUUUUAGGGGUGAUGCAGUCCAGAGCCCUGCUAAAGCAGGUCCCACCUAGAUCAGGUCCAGAAGGAUGUCCCUGUGCAGUGGUUUGAGGAGAGCUGGGGGCUGCCUCCCUCUCCCAGGGAGCUCCCAGCUGUGUCCUCUGCCUGUCCCUACGGACCAGGCUGCUCCUUGUGAGCUGCAGGGAUGUGGCAUUCCCAGGGCAAGCUCUGCCACGUGGCACCUGUCCUGAUGGAGCAGCACUGAGCUGCUUUUUGGGCUCACAGUUGAGAAAAGGCUGGGGCAUCCAUUGCCCCUGCAAGGAGGCAAGAGGAUGUCUGUGGGGAGCCAGAGCACAGAGCCACCGUGGUGCCCGUGACUGAGGUGGGAGAGCAGCUGGGUGGUGACCUCAGCCACUGGCCCCACUGGGGCUGAGGGGGGUUUGCAGCCACCUCCUGUGUGGGGAUGAACCAGGCCAGGCUUCCCCUUCACCUCCCCAAAGUGCUUUCUGCUAGGAACAGCUCUUUGGGUCACAACAGAGUGUGUUAAGUCCCUGGCUCUGUCCCCUCUCCCUUAGGCAAACAAGGAACUGCAACGUUUUUACCUCUUCUGCCUGUUCUGCAGCUGGUUUCAGCAGCCAAGUGACAGCACUCCAUCUCCUGUCACCACAGAGCCCUGGCAACACCAGGAGACCCACCUGGGGCCUCUCCCCCCCAUGUUCCUUCCCCAGCUCGCUGCGUGUCGUCCCACGAGACGCUGCCAUGGGAGAGGGGCAGAAGCAGCCUCUGGUGCCAGCUCCUGGGGCAGCUGCUGCCUGGCUGGGCACCAAGGUGCCAACUGAGGGGCUUCACCACCACCCCCCCGUCAUACCUCCACUGUGAUGUAUGUAAAGUACCUUGUAUGUUACAAAAGGAUUUUAAAACAAACAAAAAGUGUCUUAAAGGCCUGUAAACUGCGCUGCUGGCUCUGAGAGGGCAUCUGGCAAGAGACUGCUGUACCUUCCCCUGCUUCCUCCCCUGUGCUACCAGACAACAAACCAUAGCUGUUCUGUAUGUAAUAAACGUGGUCACAUCA